Messenger RNA from Penicillium cinerascens, 423 nucleotides. RefSeq lists its product as uncharacterized. The transcript is spliced from 2 exons. Lineage: Eukaryota; Fungi; Ascomycota; Eurotiomycetes; Eurotiales; Aspergillaceae. Bases 1 to 423 code for a protein of 140 amino acids. The record is from RefSeq and is a predicted model, not a curated record.
AUGUUGAAAUCUGUGGAGCCAUCUGAUGUGAGGCCAACGCUUCCUAUUAGCCAACGCUUCCUGUCUAGCCAACCUUUCACCAUCUUAGCUACCACCCUCACCAUCCUCACCAUCCUCACCAUCCUCACCAUCCUCACCAUCCUCACCAUCCUCACCAUCCUCACCAUCCUCACCAUCCUCACCAUCCUCACCAUCCUCACCAUCCUCACCAUCCUCACCAUCCUCACCAUCCUCACCAUCCUCACCAUCCUCACCAUCCUCACCAUCCUCACCAUCCUCACCAUCCUCACCAUAGCCCUUUUCCAAUCCAAAGAUAUACUGGUUGUGGUGGUAAGAGAAGGCCUCCGGAACUUUGUGAGCACCCGUAACGAUGAUGAUUUUGAUAUGUUUGGACGAAUUGGCAAGGCUUGCGAUCAAAAUUAG